Caenorhabditis elegans is the source of this 284-nucleotide messenger RNA. RefSeq names its product INSulin related (gene ins-16). Lineage: Eukaryota; Metazoa; Nematoda; Chromadorea; Rhabditida; Rhabditidae. The transcript is spliced from 2 exons. The record is from RefSeq and is marked reviewed. Bases 1 to 234 code for a protein of 77 amino acids.
AUGCAAAGCCUACCAAUUCUUGCCUGCCUCCUCACACUGUCAGUUUUUGCGCCGGAAAUUCAUGGCCGGGAGCUCAAACGUUGUUCUGUGAAACUUUUUGAUAUUCUAAGCGUAAUUUGUGGAACUGAAAGUGAUGCAGAAAUUCUACAAAAAGUCGCAGUGAAAUGCUGCCAGGAGCAGUGUGGGUUUGAGGAAAUGUGCCAGCAUGCCAACUUGAAAAUCGACAAAAUUUAAUAUCAAAAUUGUUAUUUAUUUUUGUUAAUUUGUUAAUAAAUAUUAUAUUU